CUGGCGCGCCCUGCGGCCUCCGGCGGCGCCGGGCCUUAGUCUGUCGGCCCACAAUGGCGAGCGCGGCCUCGCCCGCUGGUGUACUGGGGUUGCUACUUAUGUCUGCGCUGCCCGGGGUCCUCGGAGACCACCCCAGCCUCGACCUCCGGGCACACCCAGGGGACCCCACCCAAGUCGGCCCUAAGGCCACGGAACCCCGGCGGCGGGCGCCGCCCAAGGACCAGCACGAGCCGGCUCAGGCGUUGCCUUUGGGGGCGCUGUACACGGCGGCUGUGGUGGCUUUUGUGCUAUAUAAGUGCUUGCAGCAGGGGAAAGAUGAGGCUGCCAUUCUCCAAGAGGAGGCAGGCAAGAAGGAAUCAUUGCAGUCAGAGCACCAGCUUGCCCAGUUGACACAACAGCUGGCCCAGACAGAACAACACCUGAACAAUCUGAUGGCCCAGCUGGACCCCCUUUUUGAGCGUGUGACUACCCUGGCUGGAGCACAGCAGGAGCUUCUGAACAUGAAGUUACACACCAUCCACCAGCUGCUACAAAAGAAUAUGCCAAACAAGGGCUUGGAGGUUCCAGAACCAGAGGCCAGCAUACCGUUUCCUGAGGACUUGUGUAUAAAGGAGGAAGAUGAGGAGGCUGGUGGCUGUCAGGCUGGGGAAGAGCCCCUAAACUGGAGCACAGAGACAAGGAACCCAGCUCCUCCUUGGGGAGUGGAGCAGGGGCUAAGGAGAAGAUGCAGCAAAGGACCCCAGUCACAGCCCCCUCUGGGAAGGAGGGACAACAGCUGAAGGUUUAGUAAAACAAAUUCUGUUCUUGUGA
Molecule: messenger RNA, 810 nt
Organism: Miniopterus natalensis
Lineage: Eukaryota; Metazoa; Chordata; Mammalia; Chiroptera; Miniopteridae
Gene: CCDC107
Product: coiled-coil domain containing 107
Source: RefSeq, a predicted model, not a curated record